CUUUCACACACAUGCUGGGGAAAGCAGAGCCUCAAAUCAAAAUACAAAUCUCACAGUCUUUCUGCAACCUACACUCACAACAAUGAUUUUGAACGUGUUUUAAUGCUUUGAUAUUUUCCUCAAUCCAAGGGGAAUGACUAAGGAGGCUAACUACAGAGUUUUUAUUUCAGGCUCUGGGUCUUCUGAUGUUCCUCAGCAGCUGUUGUGACUCUGUGAGCGCACGUGGAACAACUGUCUGCGUGUGGUGACUCUCCAGUACUUUCCAACUUAACUUUUUGCCUGGUAAGAUAACAGCUUUACUUCCAUUUAUCUGCAAAUUUCAAAACCCCCAGUGUGAUAGGUUGCAAUGACUCUCCAGUGGACGGCUGUGGCUUUCUUCUUAUAUGUGGAGCUGGUGGUCAGCCUCAUCCUAUGCAUACCCUUUAUAUCAGCUAAUAGAUGGCAUUCAGUUUUCCACUGGAGAAUAUGGAGCUGGUUAUCUCCAUACUGGAACAAAUUUUUCUUUGCAAUGAUCCUGGUCCUUGUUGUUCUUUUUAUUGAUGCUGUCCGAGAGGUGCAGAGGUACUCAGGUCCUGACCCACUGCAGGAAGCUCAGGCCAACCCAAACCUGUACGACCACGUCCACAUGAAGCUGUUCAGGGCCCAGAGGAACCUUUACAUAUGCGGCUUCUCGCUCUUUCUCUGGCUUGUCAUGCACCGAGUUUUCACUCUGCUAAACCAGAUUGCUGUGACUUUAGAAAACAGUGCAGGUCUUCAGGCGCAGAUGGAUCAGGCAUUUACAGCAGCAGAGAAGCACCAGGAGAACAAUCAGAUCCUCAAAAAAGCUCUCCUGGAAAGAGAACAAUCUAAUUCAACAACAGAAAACCAACUGAAGUUGGAGAUUGAAAAGCUUCAAAGUCAACUAAAGGUUGCUGAGGAAGCUGUGCGAAGGUCUAAUGCUGAAGUUGAAGCAAUGAGAAGGCAGGCCAAAGGUCUGGCGCAGGAGUACGACAGACUAUUAACCGAGCACCAACUGCUCCAGAAUCAGUGUGCUGAGGACAAAAAAGACCAGUAAUCUCUUCGAUGGGGUGUCCUGGGAUUAUUUCCAUCUCUUUUGCAGCUGCAGCAACAGCAGAUGGCAUAUAUCAUCCAUCUCUUCUGGUUGAAUUUCUUUUGGUGUUAGAGCUGAGUCUUUCUUUUUUAUAUAAAUAUAAAAGAUUAAUCCACUUGCAGACAAUUUGUUGAAUGAAAGCACAUUUUGCAUUUUAUUGUGAUGACAUAACGACCAUUGUAAUAACAAUUCAAUAAAUAAGCAAGAACAUUUUAGAACCUA
Messenger RNA from Fundulus heteroclitus (mummichog), 1312 nucleotides. RefSeq names its product B-cell receptor-associated protein 29. NCBI's taxonomy places the organism in Eukaryota, Metazoa, Chordata, Actinopteri, Cyprinodontiformes, Fundulidae. The coding region runs from base 347 to 1054 and encodes 235 amino acids. The transcript is spliced from 8 exons. The record is from RefSeq and is a predicted model, not a curated record. Gene Ontology annotation, cellular component: endoplasmic reticulum; endoplasmic reticulum membrane. Gene Ontology annotation, biological process: intracellular protein transport; endoplasmic reticulum to Golgi vesicle-mediated transport.